AUGCAUCGAGGUCAUAAUUAUUGUAUUUGGCAAUCCAAGUGCGAAUGCAAAAGCCGGACAGCGUUAAGCAAUCCAUAUUGGGAUUUUCUGUCUUUUAUGGUGCCUAACAUUUCGAGAAAAGUUGGCUUGAUGGCGGAAGAAACCCCAGUGGCAAAGAAUCCAAAGAACAAGACAAAUACUCGUAGGAAUACAGAGUCGCAAUCGUCGACAUCCUCGACAUCCUCGACGACACGAGUCCGUGAUAACCAACGCCGCUCUCGUGCGCGGCGCAAAGAAUACAUUCAUGAACUCGAGCAGCGAUUGCAAAAAUUUGAAAGAGCCGGAGUGAAAGCGACGCAGGAACUCCAGGCAGCCGCAAGGCAAGUUGCAGUCGAGAAUGCGCUUCUGCGGUCGCUGCUGGAAGAGCUUGGUGUUGCAGGGAAAGGUGUAGAAAACUACCUGAAAUCGCAUAGAGACACGAAUACAGCAAACACUGGCCCUAUGCAACUUCAGCAUCCGCCGAAGUUUUCUUUAUCAAGUUCAGCAAGGUUAGCAGAUCAUCAUUCAGCGACUCAUCUUCCUUCAACUGCCGCACCUUCUGCUCAGAUGGAAGUCUCACAACCAAUGCAUUUCUGGGGUUUGCAAACAAUAUCAACUAGGACAACGACUCAAAGUGACCAUAUAGUGCACCAAAACCGCAGUUCUUCUUCAGUGUGCUCGCUGCCAAAGGGAAUUAACCAAUGUUACCGCCAUACAAAGAACUCAUUACAUGAGAUUGGGGUUGGCAGAGUUGACUCAUCGCUAUCAGAUCAUCCAGCAGUGGAGACACAUAGAGACGUUAUCAAUGGCCAAACAUUAGGUGCAGAGCAGCAUGUGGCUCCUGAGCCUGUCAUUUCUGAUGCCGCCGAAGCAAGCGGCCAAGAUACAGGCCAAUAUAUGCCCUGUGAGGCUGCGGCUAGAAUCAUCACGACUAUGCGGGGCGACCGAGCAGAGCAGGAUGUGCGGUCUGAACUAGGGUGCCAUUCACCAGAUUCCGACUGCAUGGUUAGGAACAUGGAUAUUUUUGAAUUGUUAGAUAAACGAUAGAUGUGAGAAUGCACUUUUGAUAUCAUUUUGCCGUGUUCUUUGUUGCUCCUUUCACGGGUAUAGUGAACAGGGUGUGGGCUGUUGCCAUCGAGUGCUUCGCAAGAUGAAAUGCAACAUCAUCCCGCUCGAGCCUCUCCUGCUAAAGUAUACGUUCCAGAUUAUAUCUCGUGUGAGGAAAAAGAAGGACAGAAAAUUCAAAUAGGAUUUUUUUUAGAAUAACAAAACAGGAGGAAAGAAAAGAGAGUAGAGACUAUAAUACAAGAUACAAUCUUCCAUCCAUCGCUAAU
Messenger RNA from Xylona heveae TC161, 1352 nucleotides. RefSeq lists its product as hypothetical. The record is from RefSeq and is a predicted model, not a curated record. NCBI's taxonomy places the organism in Eukaryota, Fungi, Ascomycota, Xylonomycetes, Xylonales, Xylonaceae. The coding region runs from base 1 to 1065 and encodes 354 amino acids. The transcript is spliced from 4 exons.